Planococcus citri (citrus mealybug) is the source of this 3870-nucleotide messenger RNA. Its product is annotated as serine/arginine repetitive matrix protein 2-like. The coding region runs from base 453 to 3734 and encodes 1093 amino acids. Lineage: Eukaryota; Metazoa; Arthropoda; Insecta; Hemiptera; Pseudococcidae. The record is from RefSeq and is a predicted model, not a curated record. The transcript has 11 exons. Gene Ontology annotation, molecular function: RNA binding.
UUUUGUCGUGAUCGCGAACGCACUUCGUUGCAUUUAAUCACGUAUGCUCCAGUUUUGUCAGUAGUUAUUUCGCUCUUAUCGUAAGACAUUGUCGCUUAAUUCGUUCGUCGUAUGUCUCAUGUGAACUUCAACACGUUUUCGAGUAAUUAGCCCCUUAUAUACCUACCACGUGAUUUUUUUACUUCGAGGUUAAAUUAUUAUUGUAGUUGGUAAAAUGGUUCACCUUUUGUGAUUUUUUUCGCGUAUGCUAAAUGCUACAGAACUAUAUUCUUGAGACGAUCGUAGUGAUUGUAAAGCUUAAAAUCAAAUCGUAUAUUCGGUAGUGAUAUUUAACAAGUGAUUAGUGAAGUGUUGUUGUGUGCUAUCAAGAAUUCUGUUAUCUUGCGAAUACCCGCAGUCAUCUUUCAUCUUGGGCUUUUCAUUUCGAGUGGUUUGUUUGGAAAAUAUGAGAAAUGAGUUCCUCACGAAUUGACAGUUUGAGUUCUGUUUAUUUACCUGCGCAAUCGCCGUUCGACGAUUACCAGGAAACGGUAAUAAGCAGUUUUUCGGACGGAAUCAACAAUCAUGACGUCAGCGAAUCGGAUAUAAUUUGGACGAACGAUGAUAAACCCAUCUUGACACCUGAAAUUACACCCUGGCCUUUGCCUAUUUUCCACCGAGAGCCAGAAUAUCCGCAAAGGACCACUUUGCUGAGUAUGAAGAGAAGGAUGAUCUCGGAUAUACCGAAAUCUGAACCAGUUGUUACCAAAACUAACCCUUUUAUAUUUAAAGAUAAAGACGAUAAUUUAUGGAACGAGGAGUUACCAGAUACACUUUUAGUAUCGCCGCGUAAAGAAAAUACGCCCGAGCCUCUUCCUAAUGACAACGCGUUAUGCAAUUUGGACGAUGACAAAACCAAUUUAAAACUCGAGUUUCAAGAUCUUUUUGGGGACGUGCCAGUGGACGACAUCGAAGUCGAUGAUGUUACCAAAGAAGACGCCGCCUUCUUGGAUAAAUUGAUCAACGAUCUUAAUGUUUGCGAGCCUGGUCAAGAUUUAUUCGCAAAUGAUACCAGAAACCAAGUCAUUGCCUCAAAGUCCGGCAGUUUUAACGAGAUAUCUUGCAAUAUAAAUCAAGGCGCGGCCGCCGAUUCCGAUUCGCAGUCAGCCAUCAAGACGUUAUUGAAGAACGAAUCGUUUCAAGGCAAUUUCGCUAUGAAGAAGUCGACCGAAAUUUUAUCUCAGAUCGACCGAAUGCACGUCUGUUUCACCGAGCAUAACUAUUGUUCUUCGACGAUACCUUUCAGUUCUACCGAACGUUCAGUUCCUAGCAUACGGGUUGCCGAGCCUGUUUCCGUUGAAUGCAUUUUACAAGACUAUAAAAAAGUCGAACCAGUGAUCUCCAGUCCGCCUGCUGGUUCGCUGAAUUUGAAGAUACCGCAGAUAGUUUUACCGCAGUGUUCUCCUUCUACGUGUAAAUCGAUUCCGUCGCCAUCUUCGGGUAAACAGAUCAAAGGUGGCAAAAAUCAUCGUGCUGCUGUGAAAAAAGCCAAGAAAACGAUGCAGCCGAAAUCCACCACAAACAAGUGCAGUAUGAUGCUGAAAGAUGAUCCUACCUACGAACCCAAUAGUAGAAACCGACGAUCAUCUGGUAAAAAAAUUAAAAAGCCAAAAACCAAAGACGAUUGUUUUUCGGCUGCGCUUGUAUCUGCAUCUGCAUUUGCACCUGUUACCCCAUCACUCGAACGCAAGGUUGCCAAAACUCCUGAGGUACGAUCACAGUCAUCUUUCAGCUGCGAACUGAAAUCUAGUCAACGUAUUAACGUCGUCAAACCUCGAGUACGGUCUCCAGUGGCUGCUUCGGCGAUUCCUCAAUUCAUCGGUGUAGUUGGCAAAUACGAUCAACGACAACCAGUGGUCGAAUCGAUUCCGGUGGUAAGAUCGAAUCCACCUACUCCUCUCGCUAGUCCUACCCGAGAAGACAUGACUGACGAUUACGACGAAUUGAAAACUCAAGACUCGCGUCAACCCGAAACUCAAUGCAGUAACGUUGACUCAACAAUCGUCGAACCAGUUCAGCCAUCUGUCGAGGAAGCAGCUCCGCAACCGGCGAAGAAAAAGGUCAUCACGUUACAAGAUUACUUGAAGAAACGGACUCCCAAAUGCGAACCAGAAUUCGAAUCGUCCAAUUCGAUGGCUGAUAUCGUCGUUCCAGCUCCAGUUCCUAACGUCGAAGAAAUACUGAAAUCGAUUGUGAAAUCAGAACCACUUCCGGCGAUCCCGGUCACAAAAGCAUCGCCGACCAAAAAACCCGCUGCUGAUAAACCACCGAAACCGAAACCGAUCGCGAGAUGCGAACCGAUUCGAAAUACUGCCUCAUCGAACUUGAAACCAAUCGUGAAAUCACAACCAAGACUGCAUCCUGAGACACUGAAAAAUCGUGACGACCCGAAAAUCAAACCGGCCCAGCCACAAGAUCCAAUACACCGCAAAUCAAACUCUAAACCACGAUCUCAUCCAACAACCGAAUCAAAACCAUUACCACGCAGACCGGAAACGAUAUCGACGCCGCUCAAGUUGACUAGAAUCGCCAUUCCUGAAAGAUCUACGUCUGCACAUGCCCGAUCAAAUUCUUUAUCGCCGAAUGAGACCUCUCAAUCGUCUGAUUCGUGCGAUCCGUUCAGCUCAUCCGGUGUUUCGAGUUAUCAGAAUUCUUCAAUGUCCAGCGCCUGCGUGUCGCCUGUUGAUGAGAAAACCAACGAUACCAAAUGUUCUGAUAGUGAAAGGAUAGCGGAGAAGGUGAAACCUGUGUUGGAAAUACCAUUUGCUGUGAAUAAAGAAUUGCUUCGUAAAGAUGAUCGUAGUUCUAAGAAAUAUAAACGUAGAAGAGAUAAACAUCGUCGAAGUGAUUCGUCUUCACGUAAACGUAAACUUUCCGACAGCUGUUACGAAGAUGACUCCGAUUGCAGCGAUUAUUCAGACAGAAAACGUUCGCGGAAACGUUACGUUUCCAGUUCAUCUUCAGCAUCGUCUGAAAGAUCUUACCAUCACAGAUCUCACACCUCCGAGGGCUCCAUAUCACCUCGACCAUAUUCGAACGGUUUCGAUUGGUAUCCUCAUCAGCAGGAAAGAGUUCCUGAGCCGUACGUGUACUACCAAAACUUCAACGAAAUGCCGAUGCAAAUUCCGAUGCCUAUGCCAAACAUGUAUUACCCUUCACUGCCGCCUCCUGUCUCGUGCCCGUGGCCAGAUUACGGACCUUAUUAUCCUACCUACGGUGCUCCGAAUAUGCCUGUUCCUUACGUGUUCAAUGGCCAUCCCGAGCCUACGGUCGAUGCCGGCGAAGUCGAAGUAGACAAGCGUGUGUUAUUCGUUGGCAAUAUCGAACCUGACAUUACCGAGGAAGAGUUCGAAAGACGGUUCAAAAAAUACGGUGCUAUACGCGAAGUGAAGCUGCAUUUUCGCGAAAACCAAAAUAAUUUCGGUUUCGUGUAUUUCGCCGAAGAAAGAUACGUUAAUCGGGUAAUCAAGCACGGUUGCGACGAUGACGAUUUACCAACUCAUUACAAGUUAGGCCGUGGUAUGAAAAAGGAACGUGUCGCAGAUCGACGCGCCUUCGUAUACGAGAAGCAAAUACCGGUGCCGAGUUUUCCUACUCCUCCUUCUAGCAGUUAUCACGAAGAUCCGUAUAAUUUGAAACUAGAACAAUUUAAAAGUGAUUUAAGACAAAAGAAAUUCAACGAUAGGUAUAAGUAGAUAGAGAUACUAUUGCUAGAUAGAUAGCCACCAAUAAUACGUUCAUACAUGUACUCAACUUACCUGUUGUACAAAUUCUCGAAGGCUGAUUUUAUUAUUAUUUACAAUACAGUAUCGUUUUUUUUCCAUUUUUAUA